AUGGGCCAGACGUACGGUGUCGAAGGUGGCAAAGAAAAUGCCGUGGAGGCCGCAAAACUGGUGAUGAAUCGUGUAAAGAACCGGCUGGAGAGCUUUGAAAUUGGAAACGAGCCAGAUAUCUUCUACCUGGUAGGGCAUCGCCCUGAGAACUACUCGAUGGCAGAGUAUGUGAGCCAAUGGAAUGAGUACGCCGAUGCUGUGAGUGAGGAGGUACUCAAGGGAAACCAAUAUGGGCUUGAGGAGAGGAGGUUUUUCCAGACUGGGACGUUUGCUGGAGGAAAAGGGUGGACGGUGCAGAAGCUUCUAGAUGCUGGAAUAGACCGGCACAAACACACAAAGUCUGUCUCAGUUCAUCACUACGAUGGCGUCGGCGAGCCCUGGAUUCGCCUCGGGUCCUCCCUCAUGAACCACACUAACAUAGCUUCGAACGUCUCAAGCCUCGUUCCCAACAUCAAAGCCUCCCGCAACUGGACACCCUCUCUGCCUUUCAUCCUGGGCGAAACCAACUCCGAUGCGUCUAAUCUCAAUUUCACCCAAGUUAUCGGCGUAUUUGGGUCUGCACUGUGGCUCAUCGAUCGCACCUUUCUUUCCAUGGCCGCAAACAUGCGUCGUCAGAACCUCAUCCAAGGCACCACCUUCGGGUACACAGCUUGGGUUCCUGUGUCGAGAGAUGGACGUGAACCGUAUGUGCGGCCGCCCCUGUACGGCCAGAUCUUCACCGCUGAUGCCGUUGGUACACAUUCUGAAGUACAGGUGUAUCCAAUGCCGGCUUCAAAGCCUAAGUUCGUGUCGCAUGCUAUCUACGAAGCUGGGAAGCUUGCUAGAUACGCUCUAAUCAAUUUCGACGAGUGGAACAGUACGACGCCAUAUGAGCGUCCGUCGCAGAGUGUGGAGCUAGCUGUGCCAAGAUACAUACACAAGGUUCAGAUUGAGAGACUUACCGCGAGCGGCGCAAGUGCAGACGAGGGCAUCGAAUGGGCAGGCCAGAGCUGGAAUUAUACGGAUGGAAGAUUGGUUCGGCAUGGGAAGCAUAUAGUCGAACAUGUGAAGGCCAGGAAAGGAGCUGUUAUGCUGAGCGUAUCGUCUACGGAAGCUGUCCUAGUGACGCUCAAACAGCGCGCAUGGUCGUAG
This is a messenger RNA of Didymosphaeria variabile, 1131 nucleotides long. Its product is annotated as GTP-binding protein gtr2. The record is from RefSeq and is a predicted model, not a curated record. Lineage: Eukaryota; Fungi; Ascomycota; Dothideomycetes; Pleosporales; Didymosphaeriaceae. The coding region runs from base 1 to 1131 and encodes 376 amino acids. The transcript is spliced from 2 exons.